AUGGCAGAAAUUGACUUGAAUUAGCCAUUUCAUGCAUAUCCCCUUGAAAAGGUCGUUGGUGCUGUCCAAACAAAUCUCUAGAAGGGUUUGACGAAAGUUGAGGCUGAAGCAAGAUUAACAAAAUAUGGUCCAAAUGAAUUAGAGAAGGAGGAGAAGGAGAGUAUUUGGGAGAAGAUCAAGGAGCAAUUCGAAGACAAUUUGGUUAGAAUAUUGCUAUUGGCUGCUGUGAUCUCUUUUGUGAUUUCAUAAUUCGAAGAUCAUGAAGAUUCACAUGCAGUGCCUCCAUGGGUUGAGCCAUGUGUCAUAUUUACAAUUUUGAUCUUAAAUGCAGCAGUAGGUAUAUGGUAGGAUUUAGAUGCUGAAAGAGCAAUUGAAGCAUUGAAAGAUUUACAAUCUCCUCAUGCCAUGGUAUUAAGAGAUGGAGAGUGGACUUAAAUUGAAGCUAAAGAUUUAGUGAUUGGAGAUAUAGUUGAGAUUAAACAAGGUGACAGAAUUCCAGCCGAUCUCAGAAUGGUUGAAUUAAAAACAAUCACCUUGAAAACAGAUUAAUCAAUUCUAACAGGAGAAGUAAACCCAGUGAACAAGGUUACUGAUUCAGUUUAAAAAGAUAAGGCUGCUGUUUAAGACAAGAUCAAUUUCUUAUUCUCAGGAACAUUAGUGUCAAAUGGAACAGCCAUAGGUGUUGUGUGUAACACUGGAAUGAGAACAGAAAUCGGAAAGAUUUAGAAGGAAGUCUAAGAUGCUGCAAAGGAGAAAUCAGAAGAUGAUGAUCCAUUAUCAAAAAGAUUAGAUGAAUUCGGAGACAAAUUAGCUAAAUAUGUCACAUACAUUUGUAUCAUCUGUUGGGUUAUGAACAUUGGUAACUUCUCUGAUCCUGCCUACGGAGGAACUAUUAUGGGAGCAUUGUAUUAUUUCAAGGUGGCUGUUGCAUUGGCAGUUGCUGCUAUCCCAGAAGGAUUACCAGCUGUCAUCACUACUUGUUUGGCUUUGGGAGCUAGAAGAAUGGCCAAAUAAAAAGCCAUCGUUCGUAAAUUACCAAAGGUCUAGACAUUGGGAUGCACAACCAUCAUUUGUUCAGAUAAAACUGGUACUUUGACAACCAAUGAAAUGUGUGUCAAGGAAUUAGUUCUUUUAACAGGCUAAGAGGCAUCUUCAUUACAAGUCUUCCCAGUUGAAGGAACAUCUUAUCAUCCUGAAGGUAAGAUUGAUGGAUUGGAAUCUAAAUUGCUCAAAGGAAAUGAUUUAUCUGGAAAUUUAAAGAGAUUAUGCUAAUCUAUGGCAUUAUGCAAUGAAUCCAAAUUAUAUAUGGAUAAAGGAAGAGUCUAAAGAAGUGGAUUGCCAACUGAAGCUGCAUUGAAAGUGUUAGUUGAAAAGAUUGGAAAAUAUGAUAAAUCUUUUAAUGGAAGACCAAUCUUAGAUGCUCCAUAAUAAUAUAAUGAUAAGAUUGUUAAUGAAUUCGCAAAGAGAGCUACCUUAGAAUUCACAAGAGACAGAAAGAGCAUGUCUGUUUUGGCUAGUUCAUAAAAUGAAAAAGGAAAUGUCUUGUUCAUCAAAGGAGCACCAGAUUAUUUGUUAGAGAAAUCUACCAUGAUUCUAAACUCAGACGGAGUAGCUGUUCCAUUGAAAGCUUAAGACAAGAAUUAACUCUUAACAAUAGUCAAGAAUCUAGCAGAAAAGGGAUUAAGAACAUUGGCCAUCUGUGUAUAAGAAGAAUGUGGUUAAUUGAGUGAUUAUGAUGGACCUAAACAUCCAGCACAUAAUUUAUUGGUUGAUACAAACAACUACAAGGAUUUGGAAAGCAAGCCAAUUAUUAUUGGUGUUGUUGCCUUAUAAGAUCCACCAAGACCAGAAGUCAAGAGAUCCAUUGAAAAAUGCAGAGAAGCUGGUAUUUCAGUCAUCAUGAUUACUGGUGAUAUCAAAGAAACAGCAUAAUCUAUUGCUAUGUAAAUUGGUAUCCUCCACAAUUAAUCCCAAUUCCCAACUCAUUCAUUUACAGGAAUGGAAUUUUCAACUAUGGGAGAAGAAAAACAAAAGAAGGUGCUUGAAUAAGUCAUUGGAAGACCAAGUGGAUUAGUUUUCUCAAGAACAGAUCCAUCACACAAAAGAGAAUUAGUCAAAUUAUUAACUGGUUAAUUGAAUCAAAUUGCUGCUAUGACUGGUGAUGGUGUCAAUGAUGCACCUGCCUUAAAAUAAGCUAGUAUUGGUAUUGCUAUGGGUAUCUCUGGUACUGAAGUCGCUAAAGAAGCAUCAGAUAUGAUUUUGGCAGAUGAUAACUUUGCCACCAUCGUAAGAGCUGUUGAAGAAGGAAGAGCUAUCUAUCAAAAUAUGAAAGGAUUUAUUAGAUACAUGAUUUCAUCAAACAUCGGAGAAGUUGUCUCUAUUUUCACAUCUUCAGCCUUAGGUAUUCCUGAUGGAUUCAAUUCAAUCUAAUUAUUAUGGGUCAAUUUAGUCACUGAUGGACUCCCUGCUACUGCUUUGUCAUUCAACCCACCUGAUCCUGAUGUCAUGUAAAAACCACCAAGAAAACACGAUGAACCAAUUAUCACUGAAUACGUAUUUGUUAGAUACUGUGUUGUUGGAACUUAUGUUGGUUUGGCUACAGUCUUCGUUUUCAUAUACUAUUAUUUGGGAUAUGAAUGGGCUGGAGAUGGACAUCCAGUUGUCACAUUCCAUCAAUUGAGAAAUUGGGCUGAAUGCCAUCAUUGGGAAGGAUUCAAGGUUGCCAACUUUGACAAAUAUGAUUUCUCUAAGGAUCCCUGCUUGUAUUUCUCUUGGGGUAAGUAAAAGGCAUCAACUCUAAGUCUUUCUGUCCUUGUUGUUAUAGAAAUGUUCAAUGCCUUGAAUGCCUUAUCUGAAGAUGGAUCAUUGUUGAAAGUAGGAGUUUUUGCCAACCCAUAUUUGAUAUUGGCUAUAUUUGGAUCAAUGACUCUCCAUUGCAUGAUCUGCUAUGUUCCAUUAUUUGAGAACAUCUUUAACACUGUGCCAUUAUCCCUUUAAGAUUGGAUUUUAAUCAUUGGAGUUUCUGCACCUGUUGUUUUAGUUGAUGAGGUCCUUAAAUUCUUCUCUAGAAUUAGAAAUGCCAAGUUGUUGGAGGAGAGAAAGAAAAUCUAAUGAGAAAUCAUAUUAAAAAUACAAAAUAAUUUAACAUUAAA
Messenger RNA from Paramecium tetraurelia, 3152 nucleotides. RefSeq lists its product as uncharacterized. Gene Ontology annotation, cellular component: membrane. Gene Ontology annotation, molecular function: P-type calcium transporter activity; ATP binding; ATP hydrolysis activity. Lineage: Eukaryota; Ciliophora; Oligohymenophorea; Peniculida; Parameciidae. Gene Ontology annotation, biological process: intracellular calcium ion homeostasis; calcium ion transmembrane transport. The transcript has 6 exons. The record is from RefSeq and is a predicted model, not a curated record.